Molecule: messenger RNA, 7612 nt
Organism: Vitrella brassicaformis
Lineage: Eukaryota; Vitrellaceae
Source: the annotation of a GenBank genome assembly
GUCUGAACAAGGCUGGCCGUCAGUGACCUGCUGGGUGAAAGGAUCUUCGCCAUCAGACGUACAUGAUCGGAGGCUCGAACACCAACAAACCCGAGAAGCCAUGCGAACAUCAAACAGCUGAGCUUCAGGGUAGUCAAUUGGCCGCUAUUGAGGCGAGAACAGCCUCGCCUCGAGUCGUAGCGCUGCAUUGGGAAUCAGUGAUGCCGAGUUUGGUAGCAGCGGUAUAGGUGAUAGUUAUAAUGGGGGGAGUGGUUCACGCGAAAGCGACGUAGAGUAGCGGUCCACUGAGUAGUCAUAGGUGGCCACUGGCCAAGUCUCGUGUCCAACAUGUACACACGCACCUCCAUCCGGCCGUCGGCGGCCGGAUCUGUCGGAAUACACACACCGUCAAAGAAGUCUGAACCGUAUCGUCACGAAGAAUGAAUGAGUGACGCCUUCUUCAUGUCGAUACCUUCAACGCAGGGAGUCUGAACAAGGCUGGCCGUCAGUGACCUGCUGGGUGAAAGGAUCUUCGCCAUCAGACGUACAUGAUCGGAGGCUCGAACACCAACAAACCCGAGAAGCCAUGCGAACAUCAAAGAGCUGAGCUUCAGGGUAGUCAAUUGGCCGCUAUUCAAUUGGCCGCUAUUGAGGCGAGAACAGCCUCGCCUCGAGUCGUAGCGCUGCAUUGGGAAUCAGUGAUGCCGAGUUUGGUAGCAGCGGUAUAGGUGAUAGGUAUAAUGGGGGGAGUGGUUCACGCGAAAGCGACGUGGAGUAGCGGUCCACUGAGUAGUCAUAGGUGGCCACUGGCCAAGUCUCGUGUCCAACAUGUACACACGCACAUGCAGGCAGGUAGGGAGGCACUGCAGGGGCAGGCAGACAGACCUGCAAUGUCGGGACGGCAGACCGGAACGUGUAGUGUGUGUGUACAUGAUGAAUAUCUCUGUACGCACACCUGCGCAUGGAGUGUGUGAACAUGGUGAAUGUCUCUGUGCGCACACCUGCGUCGACUUGGAGUGCGUGUAUAUGAUGAAUGUCUGUGUGCGCACACCUGCGCAUGCACGUUUGGACUUGGAGUGUGUGAGCUCCAUAGAUUAGACAGGCAGCUUGUUUCAGCUUGUUUCAAAGAUAUGAGUCUCAUUGUCCUGCGUGCCAUCCUCAUCAGACUUGGCACACUUUUAAGUUGUUCAGGUGUUUUCUAGGGCGUAUUCGUCGUAAACCCACUCCAAGUCCAAACGUGUAUGCGCAGGUGUGCCCAGAGAGACAUUCAGCAUAUGCGCACACUCCAAGUCGAAUCGUGAAUGCACAGGUGUGCGCACAGGGCCAUGCGAAGCUGCAAGGGUGAUUGCAGGCGAAGAAGAGUCAACAAAGGCUGUUGAGCGGCUUCAAUAGUCACAGCCAGUGACAGUCAGCCAUAGGCGAGGGCUUCUAGUCCUCCGAUGAGCCUUCAAAACUUUAGAGCGAGAAGGAAUCGACGAUGAUUGGCUCAAUAUGGCUUGCACUGAAAGCGACCUCAGUCUCUGAGAUGGCCCGGUGUGUUGAAUGAUGUCUCACUUUGCGUCAUCAUCUGCAGCUGCUGACCUCUGGAGCCAUACUCGUGAGAGGCGCAAUCGACAACUUGAGACCAUCAGAAUACUGAGAGAACUCACUAUUACAUAUGCUCGGUCACACGAUGUCGAGAGCUAAAAAAGAAAGUACAUCCGGAUGCUAAAGGAAGGCCUCCGAAAGGGGACACUUCUCUUCAGAAGUGUCUUUCAUACAGUUCCUUUACUCCUUAUUGCGCAGAGGACCGUACAUAUCAACCAUCUACAUACCAGCUGGACCGCUGAAGGCACAUGCAGUGAGGUCAAAAAGGGAUAUGCUAUGAGGACCAAGAAAGCACAAAUACAAAUAUGAGCAAAGCAAUCUUCUCACUGCAAGAAAGAGCCCACUACGGGCGGCUACUCUCCAGUAUCGCAUACGAACCGACCGAUGCAGAAGGCAGACACCAUCGCACGCUCAGCCAUGCAAACAGAAACGUGCACGUGCUCGAAAAAGACAGAUGCGACCCACCAGAGGGGCCGCGACAUAUACAUACACACCAUACAUACAUGCAUGUCUAUCCCUCCCUCCCACCACAGCACACAUGGAACACACAUGCUCGAAAAAGACAGGUGCGGCCCGCUAGACAUAGACUGCAACGCCGACACACAUACAUAUUGUUACGAAAGUGUCAUGGUGUGGAUGUCCUCUCUCUGGCGACGGUCAAACUCACACGCGAAGCAUACCAGCCAUCCACACGUGCAGCCAAACACACCAAACAACCAACUGAUCUCAGCCAACCGAGAGAGAGAGAGAGAGAGAGAGAGAGAGAGUCAGCCACACACAUGCUUUCGUGCCGUCCGCUCUGAGUGAGUGUCCCGUGUUCCUCUGACUGAUGUGCGGGUGUGGAUGUAUUGUCUGCCUCAGUAUGUGAUCGGCGAGGGGACGGACCUUAUGGCGGAUACGUAGGCACACACUGGGAGGCUAGAGAGACAACACAGACGGACAGACAGGCAGAUCUCAGACAGAUAUGCGUGCAUGUAUUCCCCAUAAGACAUGACCCCAAAAGCAUCCCAAGACAUGCAUCCGGCCAGUCGGAAGGAGAGGAGUGGAGUAGGUCAGCACCAGGGUGAGUCCUGGAAGGACGAGAAGACACGCGGACUCAGAGAGAGAGCGAGAUCUGGCUGAGCGAAGAGGACGCUAGAAGGGCAGCUAGCUGUCGUACGAGUACUCGUGUCGCCUCGCUGCGGACUCACCGGGAGGGUGAUCAGCUCCGAGAGGGAGAUCAGCAGGACGACGCACUCGUUCUCCACCAUCACUCACAUGCGCACUCCACCAUCACUCUGCGGCUCCAAGGGCGGCUUGGGAAGACGCCCUGCCGAAAGGAAGCGGUCGGAACGACCGAAGACCGUGCCGAAGCAACAGAUCUCAAGAGAAUGACUCAAGUCAUAUCGGAAGCGAACAAUAACGAAUCAUAUAUGAAACGCAACGGGCACUAACUCGCUCGGCCAACUUCUCCCGUCUUACGCCCCCAAGCCCACGCAUGCAUUUAGAAAACCAACUACAGCCUCAUCAGAAGCCCACGCAUGCAUGCACUGCAGGCUUUCUAGCGCUCUUAUUCGCUGCCUCCCCUGUGCCCAUCUACGGCUUGUCGUCCUGCUUACACACGACUACUAUCCUUCAGCCUGUCAUCCAUCCAUCAGCAUCAGCAUCAGAUCCAUCCGUCUAUCCGUUCAUCCACGGGCUGCAUCCUCUCCAUCAGCACACGGUCCACGGCAUCCAAUCCAUCCGUCCAUCACAUCCAGACACACACGUCCACACUUCCAGUUAUCUGAGCCGAGCGCCUUCAUCAGGGUCACAGGCAGGGGCGAAGGGCAUCGUGAGCACUUCGCAACAAGUGGGGUGGUGCACCUCUUUUGGACAUCAAAAACAAUGAGAUAAGUGAACACACAUUCUAACACCAUCGGUCAUUGCAUGAUGUGCUCAUUACAUCUCAACAGGGUGAGACGCCGUAGGAUGAAGCACAAGAGUCCAGGAAGACUGAGCGGCAGCUAAUGGAGAAAGGCCGGCAAUAGGAUAGGCGCUUUCUGUGUGGUGUUCCAGUCAGUUUGUGUGUCUAUAGCUACAUGACUUCAGUCGUUUUGCCACUGCACCAUCACACAUUCACCGCAUCACCUUAGUGACCACGAUGUGGUUUCGUGUAGCAAUAUAUUGAUGUUGAGCGCUUGAGAUCUCAAGCGCGUGCGACACCUACAAAGAUACGCCUGUGUCUGCGCAUACAGUCGCAUCGCACUAUGUACAUCAAAUGUAUACACGAGGCCCCCCAACACACCGCCAUAUACCUGCGCGAACACGGAAACAGAAAUGGCCAUGAUAAUCAUGACAAUGUCGGCGAUAAGGAUGAUAUGUUUUUGAACAUCAGCGUCUCAUUUAUUGUCUUUUUCCGGCUGCCUCGUUGGCCGAUCCCUUAGAUGUGGGCGGGCGGUGUGUGCGACGAUGGCCCCCUGACUGCCACUCGACUUGUAGUCCUCAUUGCGGAAGAUGAUGUCUGCUGAGCGCACAGAGACAUGCAUGACUGGAUAACGUGUGAAGAGAGCGUACCAGUAGGAUGGGCGUCCGUAUAAUGUGUACGUAUUGACUGUUCCAUACUCAUGCGUCCACUUGCAUGUGUCUCUCGUAAGUGUGGUCGACUUGCCUGGCUGCCUGUGCGGCUGGCUGUGAGAUACAUACAUGCACACAGGUUGACACACAGCCAGACAGACAGCCAACUAAGGGCCCAUAUGGAUGUACCUGUAUACAUGCGCUCAGCCACAUAUACGCACCACCAACCCAGCAAGCCAACCAUACAGGCACAUAUGCACGUCAGACGUGUGAUAGCUGUGAUCUAUCUGGUGUCCAUAUGUUCUACACUACACCACAAACCCACAUGGGACCACAUUCCCAGGCCUAUGUGCUUGGCUCCCAACCGAGAAACCCAUGUCGUGACACGCACCAGACAUGCUUCACUCACACGGAAAACCCGCCCCGACUGAAGAAGCUAAGCCACUGUCCCUUCCCCACCCGCCUCGUCCUUCCCCUCCGCCAGCCAUUCGAAGGGACAGGUCUGCGCAAGGGACAGACCGAUAACCUCUUGAAUGGAGGCACGUGAUGGCACCACGCCGAUAUCUUCGUCUCCAGCACGCAGCGGUUGGUCCAAUCGUUCGAUUUUCACCUCCUGACCCUGAUCACCGCGCAGCCAGAUGGCACGGACGUAGACCUUCACAGGCUUGCCCGCACCGCUGUCGAGAAAGGAGGCCAGGACACCCCCAGGCCCACCCCCCUUUGGCGCCACCGAUGCGAGCGCUUCAGACACACUGCGCUUGAUGAUGGCGACGGAGUCUUUGUCAGGGCCCGUCGGUCCCUCCUUGCAUUGGCCGCCGUAUAUCGUCGUCAAGCGCCCUCUCUCGGUCACAAAGACGAAGAAGUCGAAGCCAAGGAAGCUUGAGUACUUCGGCUUGACGAAAUAAGACACGCGGGGCUCUCCUGCAAGUCUCGGGUCCAUCUUGUCGUAGAAGAUGGUGAUGAGAUCCUUCAGCGUUUUUGGCUCGCUUGAUUGAAUGACGCCCCCAAACUUGCAUCCAUCAUUGACUGCAGCAGGGACCAACUGGGCUGCCGCGCUGCUCAGGGCUGCUUCUGCCUCUCCGAUGGCCACCAAGUGACUGUGGAGGAGUCGGAGCAGCACCCCUGCGCCGGCAACGCCCUCCCAUCUUCUGCCGGACCCCCUCUCAUCGAGUAGCUGGUUCAGGAGCGUGGGAAUCACCCUCAAACCAGCGGCAAAUCCUUCGCCGAGCGCCGACUUGACCUCAUGGGACUCCCCCAACUCCUUACACGCCAGGCCCAGAUAGCACGGCGGCCACGUACACGAAUCGCCGAAGACGUCCAGGAAGCGCGACCAGGUCCCGAGUUUGUCCAGAAGCUGGCCGUCGCCCUCAAUGGCUGUUCGAAUGACGUUUUGGGCAAGCGCCGCAUCAAGACGAGGGACUUUCAUUUUUCUGAAGGGCCGUCGCACGUUGUCUGGCUUGGGCGGCUCUUCCGAGUACAUGAGCGUCAGCAACCCAGGCGCCCGCCCAGUCCAAGAGACGAUACCAGCGUGUGUGUCUGGGCAGAGGCCGCUCUCGGUCACAUCGGAGAUUCUCUCCACCCUCGGAAUUUGCGGUUUGUAGACGUCGCGGCCGCUGAGGUUCCAGUAGUAGCUCUCGAGACGGUUCCCUAGUGUGGCGAUGUGGCUCGAAAACACGAAGUAACGCUGCCGCUUGUCGACAAAGUGCUCGGUCAGAAAGUCAGCCACCUCCUUUGCCAAUGGCUCUUCCUUGAACUCAGUGUCUGCGGGGAUGCGCUGGUUAAGUUCGUCAGCGAAGAGGACCAGAGAGUGGCUGCCGAGCCACUCCUGGAUUGUCCUGCGGCUGACCGAGACGUUCUCCACCCAGUCGCUGAAGGUGACUUGGGCUGCAGGCUUUCCCAGAGCCUGUGCCACCUUGUCGAGAGCCUCCGGUGUUGCAGUGGCCCAGGCUAUUCGCAACGCGAUGGACUGCAGCGGGCUGCGGGCGGAUAGCUCGAAGUCGGUGGGCUUCGUCCCCUCGUUGAACCUGCAGAACGAUAGAUCGCCACAGACAACAAGAAACAUCUCACCAUUGCUGGCUGUACACCAGCCUCUGUCUGUCUCUCUGUCUCUCUGUCUGUCUGCUUCUACAUACGUGACAAAUAGGGCAGGGAUGUCCUUUUUCUGGAGCCCCAGGGCGAUCUGCUUCAUCAGUCGGGUCUUGCCACCACGCGAAAAACGAGUGACAACCAUCGGCGGCACACGGAUGGCACGGUCCUCGUCGCGCGCUUCAUAGUGCCCGACAAGCUCUUGCGAGAUCUUGUCGAGUCGCCCUUGGCCGAUGUACGGCUGUUGCUGGCCGAGGUCGAGAGCGACGCUUGGCGCGAGUCGGAGGCCACGAUCGAUGGGCUCGGUGAGCCUGUCGACACUGAUCAAGUCGCCAGCCUCGAUCUCCACAUCAUUCUUGCCGCGGACGCCCAGCGGUGCAACGACGGCAUCUGUACACAGACCCACACACAGACAAACAGACAGACAGACACUACUUGAAUGAGUGCUUGCCCGCCUCGUCCUCUCUCGCUGGCUGGCUCGCUCCAUCCCAUCCAGCUAGCUAAGGAGGUGUACCUACGGGCAACUGGCCGCUCGUGGCAGUUCCUUCACUCAUCAGCACCAGCCUCGUGGCUGUCUUGAGCCGCCUCACUCGUCGCCAGGCAACAGCGCUGCGGUCGCGCUGGUUCGCGUUGAUGUGGGUCGGGAUGGUGCGGUGUAGGAAUGCCAUAGAUGCCGGCACCGUCCUCUCAGCCACGCAGCACAACAGCCAUCCUCCCAGCACAAUGAGGAAGUACAAGACAGCCAUCAUCCAGCGGGGAAGCGACACUGAGGAUGGGUCAUGCAUGAGCUGGGCGUGCCCAUACUGCAGUCAAACAGGAACACAAACAGGCACAUACAAGAUAUCAACUACAUGACUGAGAAUCACAAACAGGCACAUUCACCGUGAUGCAAUCAACCAACGUCAUACUGGAUGGCCUCACUCACCACGGAUCUGCCACAGAUUCACCUACGAUGACACUCAACCCCACAGAGGGCAGGAACACAAGCUUCAGUCGGCCCGUGCGUGCACGAGGAGAUAGAUGGCCGGCUGGCCAGAGCAGCUUCACCAGCUGGCCGACUCAAUCACCGGAACCAAGCUUUUCGCUGCUUCACGCGCACGUUCGUGGUUGACACGUCUGAAACACGCACAGACACACAAUGCAUACACUUUCAGUCAGAGAUGCCGAAUCUCUGUUUUCACACCUGUUCUCGCGCUGAAGCACUCAAGCCACAGGUCCACACCUGCGCACUCGCUUUCUCGACUUCUUGCACCUUUCUCACUCGCUCGCGCUCGCUUAGGGGUUUAACGAGACUCCUGUCCCUAACGCGUGAAUGCAACAGGGCCUGACGUUCUUGCUGUGGCUCGCCCAGUGGGCAAGGAGCGUGCGAUCAGGGUGGUUCGUUACUAUCCGUUUUUUUCUCUGUUCGCUUCCAAGCUAUAUAGCU